Messenger RNA from Prunus dulcis (almond), 1327 nucleotides. Its product is annotated as alpha carbonic anhydrase 7-like. NCBI's taxonomy places the organism in Eukaryota, Viridiplantae, Streptophyta, Magnoliopsida, Rosales, Rosaceae. The record is from RefSeq and is a predicted model, not a curated record. The transcript is spliced from 6 exons. The coding region runs from base 175 to 1062 and encodes 295 amino acids. Gene Ontology annotation, molecular function: carbonate dehydratase activity; zinc ion binding.
AAGGAUUGAAAUGCCAAGAAAGGCAAAUUAGAAUUGCGUAAAAGUGAUUGAUAUCUCAUACACAUUGAUCAAGGACUUGAACAUUGCUAUAUAAAAUACCUAACAGGAGCAGGAGGCAUCCAUCCUGUUGGGUAUAACCAUUUGCAUCCUAGCUGCAAUAAUUGGCUGUGAAAGAUGGCUGGAUCAAAGCAAAUCCAUCUUGUGUUCAUUUUUUUCACAUUUUUUCUUCUGUGCUUGGACCCAACACCAACUAGAGCUGAAGUUUCUGGUGCAGGGCGUAAAAUAGAAUUUGAAUACAAGGCAGGGAGCAAGAAAGGACCAGAACACUGGGGAGACCUUAAGAAAGAAUGGAUGACAUGCAAGAAUGGCAAAGGCCAAUCACCCAUAGAUUUAAGGGAUGGGAUUGCCACCAAAGUGAACUCAAGUUUAGAGCAUUUUAAAAUCAGUUAUAAGCCUACAAAAGCCAUUUUGAAGAAUGAAGGUCAUGCUAUCGCGGUUAUAUGGGACGGUGAUGCUGGAUCAAUCAGUAUCAAUGGCAAAGAAUACAACCUCAGACAAUGCCAUUGGCACUCCCCCUCAGAGCAUUCCAUUGAUGGCAAAAGGUAUGAUGUGGAAUUGCACAUGGUUCACAGAGCCAAGAACAACAGUGAUGUAGCUGUGGUUGGCUUCCUCUACAAAAUUGGCCAACCAAAUCCUUUCAUCUCAAAGGUCAAAAAGGCGAUAGCGUCGAUGAUGGAUGUAGAGAAGGAUGUACAACUGGGAGUGAUUGAUCCAAGGAAGAUGAAGAAGGCUAAGCUCGGGUUUCAGGACCCGAAAAAGAGGAAGAUGAAAAAGGCUAGCUCGAAAUUUUACAGAUACAGUGGAUCAUUCACAACCCCUCCUUGCAGUGAAGGAGUAACUUGGACCAUAAACAAACAGGUACAUACUGUUUCAAUAGCACAAGUGAAGUUGCUUCAACAAGCCGUUUUCGAUUUUGCAGAGAUGAAUGCAAGACCAGUACAACCUCUCAAUGGCCGGGAGGUCAAGCUCCACGGUUCAACGUUUGUCAAUUUGAAAAACUAACGACCUCCGUGAUUGGAAAAGAAAAAAACUCUACAUUUCCGAUGUACUAAUUAGUCCUUGCACAAUGUUGAUUAAGAUACCCAUCUUGAAAAGUUCUAUAUGAACUUCAGAAGCUGUGUGGGCAAGUCUAUCUCAGGAAGUCAAUGAUUGUCUUCAGUUUUGCUCCAGUCUAAUUCAUUGUCUCUUCAUUCAAUUUAUAUGUACUUUUGAAGUUGCAAACCUAUUUGCAAUUGAAUUACAAAUUGAUAUCAUGAUAUCUUUGUCA